Molecule: messenger RNA, 789 nt
Organism: Moesziomyces antarcticus
Lineage: Eukaryota; Fungi; Basidiomycota; Ustilaginomycetes; Ustilaginales; Ustilaginaceae
Exons: 2
Coding region: 1-789 (262 amino acids)
Source: RefSeq, a predicted model, not a curated record
AUGCGGGUCCUUCCAACUUUUGGUGGCCUUCUUGUUGCGCUGCAGCUUGUAGCUGCUGUUCAUCUCGACCAGCUCGAUUCGGUCCGAUUCGCCAAAGUGCGACGAACGGUCUCCGGCCCGCCGAAGGAGGACCUGAAGCGACGUGCAAUCGAGGAAAUCGUGCCUGGAGUCCGGGAGCUCGUCGAAAAGUUCGAAGGACAGACCGGUGCAAAGUCGCAGGCCGAGUUCAUGGCACAGCUGAAGCAGCUUGUUCAAGGCUCUGACCAAGCUGCGAGCUCCAAGGGCAAGGAGGUGAUGAACCACUACCAGGCGGGAACAAGCAAUGUGCCCUCGCGCACAUUCACUCACCCUGCCGAGGGCGAAGCUUUGGUCAACCCCAGAUUUUCCGAGCAUGACAAGCUUCUGAACAAGCACGUUGAAGCCCUGGACGGCCAAGCGCACACGCUCAACGUUCACGAGCAAGUGCUGCUCAAGAGCAUGGAAGGCCUCGACACCCUCAACGGCAGGCUGACAGCCGUGGAAGCGUCCAAGGAAAAGCUUCUCGAGGCUCAGAAGACAGGGAACCGUGCCCUCAAGUGGGGUGUCGGAACAGCUCUGGGUACGGCUACGCUGGCCGGAGGUGCCAGUGCCCUGUACGCACAAGGCUCAAAGGAUCACAUCAACGCAUUGUCCGACACUGUCGCACAGCAGCAAGCCGAGAUCGAGAAGCUCAAGGCAGCGAGUGCCGGCGAAGCACCGGCAGGUGCGGGUACCCAGGCUGGAACCAGCACCUCGGGCGGGCUCGUUUGA